AUGGUUGCAACAGAGAAUCCACGAAAAAGAAAGGGCACUGGAUUGUCAAAUUAUAAAGAUACACAACAAAAUGCACAUGGUACACAAUCAGAAACGACUAGAAGCUUAGUGUGGGGAGAAAUAUUGUCGCAAAGCGAAAGUCAGAAUACCAGAUUUUUGACAGAGGCAGGUCAGGGCACACAAUCGAAUAUGAACAGGAUGGUGAUCAACAAGAAUGACAGCAUUAAGAAGAGAUUGUCCAAGAUACUGAAACUUCUACAGGAGAGAAUGAAAGAACCAGAGAUUGAAAUUCUAUUAAUUGCAAGUGGCCAAUCAAUACAGAAGCUAGUGACGAUAGUUGAAAUUGUGAAGCAAAAGAUAGGAGUGCAGGUCUCUGAGAAGAGUAAGAUGGAUAAGGUUGAGCGGAAUCGAAGAAAUGCUAAAAUCGAUGGAAUGGAAAAAGUUGUCGUUGGAGAUAAGGAAGUGCAGAAUCUUCGGUUUAGGUUUGAUCAGUUCAACUACUUGGAUUAUAGCUUGAUGAGCGAAUCGGAGUUUCGGCAGCAGCGAAGAAAGAGGGCCAAAGGCAAAACAGAGAUUACUGGAAGUAAAACUGGGCGAAAUCAAACGGUAACAGAAAACGGUGGGUACACUAGAAGAGAACUUGAUGCUUUGAAGAUACAAGAAGAUGUAAAAAUUCCAGUUUUCUACUCUUACCUGAAUCUCAGGCCCGAAAACCAGGAUGCCGAGAUUUCAAGCGAAUUAAAGGACAAAUUUACAGGCUUGGUUGAAGAAGGGUGGAGCCGGCAGAGAGAAUAG
Molecule: messenger RNA, 795 nt
Organism: Brettanomyces bruxellensis
Lineage: Eukaryota; Fungi; Ascomycota; Pichiomycetes; Pichiales; Pichiaceae
Exons: 1
Coding region: 1-795 (264 amino acids)
Molecular function (GO): nucleic acid binding
Source: RefSeq, a predicted model, not a curated record